Molecule: messenger RNA, 1725 nt
Organism: Balaenoptera musculus (blue whale)
Lineage: Eukaryota; Metazoa; Chordata; Mammalia; Artiodactyla; Balaenopteridae
Gene: KCTD13
Product: potassium channel tetramerization domain containing 13
Exons: 6
Coding region: 197-1186 (329 amino acids)
Biological process (GO): proteasome-mediated ubiquitin-dependent protein catabolic process; negative regulation of Rho protein signal transduction; protein ubiquitination
Cellular component (GO): Cul3-RING ubiquitin ligase complex
Molecular function (GO): protein binding; ubiquitin-protein transferase activity
Source: RefSeq, a predicted model, not a curated record
CGCGCCUGCGCAGCUGCUCGCCCGGUUUCCGGGCGGUGCAGGCGUGAUGGGUCUGAGGGCCAGUGUCGUUGAAUAGCGGCGGUGUAGAGGCGUGCGGGCCCAGCGGUCCGGCCCGAGGGCUCAGGACCGGGGUCUUUGGGAGCGCCCGGGGGGCGCAGAGAGAACGUAGGAUCGCUGCCCGCCGCCACCACCAGGCAUGUCGGCCGAGGCCUCGGGCCCGGCGGCGGCCGAGGCCCCGUCCCUGGAAGUCCCUAAGCCCUCAGGUUUCGAGCCUGGCUCCGCCGCCUACGGUCUCAAGCCACUGACCACGAACAGCAAGUACGUGAAGCUGAACGUGGGCGGCUCGCUGCACUACACGACGCUGCGCACCCUCACGGGACAGGACACCAUGCUCAAGGCCAUGUUCAGCGGCCGCGCGGAGGUGCUCACUGACGCCGGAGGUUGGGUGCUGAUUGACCGGAGCGGCCGCCACUUUGGUACAAUCCUCAACUACCUGCGGGACGGGUCCGUGCCACUGCCUGAGAGUACCAGAGAACUGGGGGAGCUUCUGGGCGAAGCACGCUACUACCUGGUACAGGGACUGAUUGAGGACUGCCAGCUGGCACUGCAGCAAAAAAGGGAGAACCUGUCCCCGCUGUGCCUCAUCCCCACGGUGACAUCUCCCCGGGAGGAGCAGCAGCUCCUGGCCAGCACCUCCAAGCCCGUGGUGAAGCUCCUGCACAACCGCAGUAACAACAAGUACUCCUACACCAGCACUUCAGACGACAACCUACUUAAGAACAUCGAGCUGUUUGACAAACUGGCCCUGCGCUUCCAUGGGCGGCUGCUAUUCCUCAAGGAUGUUCUGGGGGAUGAGAUCUGCUGCUGGUCUUUCUACGGGCAGGGCCGCAAAAUCGCCGAGGUGUGCUGCACCUCCAUUGUCUAUGCCACGGAGAAGAAGCAGACCAAGGUGGAAUUCCCAGAGGCCCGGAUCUUUGAGGAGACCCUGAACAUCCUGAUCUACGAGACUCCCCGAGGCCCAGACCCAGCCCUCCUGGAGGCCACAGGGGGUGCAGCUGGAGGUGGCGGGGCAGGCCGAGGGGAGGACGAGGAGAACCGAGAGCACCGUGUCCGCAGAAUCCAUGUCCGGCGCCACAUCACCCAUGACGAGCGUCCUCACGGCCAACAGAUUGUCUUCAAGGACUGAGCUUUGCCCUGAGUCUUCCUCUGGCUGCUGGGACCCAGUCCCUUUCUCUCUUCCUCCCCUUCCCAGACCUUUGCCGCGGCUUUGCUGGCCAAGUCGUGGGUCUUUCUUCCAUCCCUUCAUUGCAUGGUACAGUUCACUUUGGCCCUUUUCCAUCCAUUCCCAUCUCAUUGCUAACCACACGGUACAUUCCAGCCCCUCCCCUCAGUGGCCUUCAGAAGGCCUGCAUUGGUUCCCUCCUCCCCAUCCUUGUCCUGCCCUCUUCCCUCACCAGCUGGCUUAGAAGGGUUUAGAAUUCCCUUUGUCUUUUUUUAGUACAUUGUACACACCAAAGUGUCAAGCCAGCCCUUAAUAACCCACCACAUUCUGAGCCGCCUCCUCACCAUUGUGCAGGGCAGUUUGCCUCCCUCCUGCUUCCCCACCUUCCUCCCUACCUCCUUAACUUUGUACUAGGCAGGCCUGGGCCUGCACCAGCUCAGCAUCUUCUCAAUUUUUUUCAUAUUAUUUAUUAUUUUAAUUUUCUAUUAAAUUAUUGGAAUAAA